Molecule: messenger RNA, 1791 nt
Organism: Ostrea edulis (European flat oyster)
Lineage: Eukaryota; Metazoa; Mollusca; Bivalvia; Ostreida; Ostreidae
Product: lipopolysaccharide-binding protein-like
Exons: 15
Coding region: 281-1714 (477 amino acids)
Molecular function (GO): lipid binding
Source: RefSeq, a predicted model, not a curated record
CAUUUAUAGGUCUUUAAUUCCCGCCAUUGUGUUUUUAUUUCUUACACAAUUUCAACAUUUCGACAGCAUUUAGUUAACAACAGAAAGAGGUGACGAACGACUCGUGGCCGUGUCCGGUCUGCAGAUGAGAAGCUACAAUGUGUACAAGUGACUUAUCCUGUCCAAUGUGCUAUUUAAAUGCUUAUGGUCACAGAGGUCACAGUCUGUUGCACACGGUUUGUAAAUAAUAACACAAAAUGGCGAUGUAGUUUGUCGUGGAUAGAGACCCGAGUAUCGCGAAAUGAGGACUGUGUGUUUCCUUACAGGUUUGUACAUCGUUGUGGCGUCAAUAGACUGUAAAACGCCGGGGUUACAGGCCAGAAUUACCAACAAAGGACUCAAUUAUGCCACAGAAGUUGCUCUGGACAUCCUCACAAAACAAGUGACCGGCCUACAGAUUCCAGAUCAACAUGGCGCCACUGGGGAUGUGUCCUACGACCUCACUGGGUUAAGGAUAAAUGGAUUUGGCAAGCCCAGCAGCAGGGUUUCCUUGAUCCAGAAUGUUGGUCUGGCUUGGAGCACGAGCGGAACUAUCCUAAACGUGCACGGGAAUUUCCACUACAAAUACCAUGGAAUAAUCCCGAUAUCAGAUUCGGGAAGUUUUGAUCUGCAUACCAGGAACAUCAAUUUUGCAAUCAACAUUGAAUUAGGGUCAGACACAUCGGGACGUCCUACGAUUAAGUCACGGGGCUGUAGUUGUAGUGUCGGAAUAGCAGACAUAACUUUUCAUGGCGGUACAGCAUGGAUCUACAAUUUGUUUUCUGGUCUGGUGGCAGACAAACUGAAAGGCAUAGUUGGAGGCAGUAACGGAAUUUUCUGCCAACAACUUAAUAAACUGGUGAAUGUAAACGGAAUGGAAAGUCUCAAGAAUCUACCAGUUACUGUGGAUAUAGCCAAUGUCUUCUUGUUGGAUUACAGAUUUUUGUCAAAACCUUCAUUUCAACCCACCUUUAUGGAGACCUACCACAAGGGAGAAGUAUACUGGAAAGCAAAUCCCCACGAGGCGCCACUUCCGGUCCCACCACUACUGAAAUCUUCCGACACUUCGAAGAUGAUGUACAUAUGGGCAUCCGAUUUUCUGUUCAACUCCAUGUCUUACACAGCGUACAAAUAUCAACAGCUCCAGUACAAUGUCACAAAUAAAGAUCUACCAGGCGGUGUUUUGAAUACAACAUGUUCUACAUUGGUAUGCAUAGGAAAAUUUAUCCCAGAAAUCGGCAAAAAAUUUCCUAACACAACAGUGAUGUUGUACAUGAAGGCCAUGACUAUGCCGAACAUGACCGUUCUCAAUGGAUCUACAAUGGUGUAUGCCUCUGGUGAUAUCAUGUUCUUUGCUCAACAACCUGGUGGAAAGUAUACUUACUUUUUAACGUUAUCAGCGACGAUGUCGACAACGAUUUCAAUACGGAUACAAAAUGAGAAGAUAUACGCCAAAGUCCUCAAAUUACCAAUAAAAGUGAAAGUGAAAGACUCGAAAAUUGGACAGUUGUCACCGGAGGUGUUGGAUCUGGUCAUCAAAGGUGUUAUUGCGAUCUUUGUGGAACCGAAACUAAAUGAACUGGGCAGUAAAGGUUUUCCUCUGCCUAUCAUUGAUUCUGUACAUUUUGUGGAUUCUCAGCUGACCACUGCCAAAGACACGCUAUUAAUAGCCACAGACCUAAAGUAUACUGGAUAAGUGAGUCUGAGAAAUGGAAAUUAUCACUUAUACUUGUAUUAUAAUCGUAUGUUUGCUAAUAAAAGUUGUAUAUUGUU